AGCACGAGUCGCAACAGUGCGUCUCGGGCGAUCGUGGGAGGAGGAUCGAUGCGUUUUCGUUUCUCUCCGUAGCAUCGCGUUUCUUCUACCAAUAUAUCCUAUCGCGUGUUAUAUAUUAUUUAUUUUUCAAGACUAUCUCUUAAGUUUUCCUUUCUUUCGUUUACUUCUUUUUUUUUUCUUUCUCUAUCUCUCUAUCUUUUUUCACUCUCCAUCUCUCUCUUUCUCUCUCUCUCUCUCUCUCUCUCUCUCUCUCUCUUUCUGUUUCUCUGUGUGUGUCUCCGUCUAUCUUUCUAUCUCUCCAUAAUUUUUAAUCUUCGUCGUCAUCGUCGUCAUCGUCGUCAUCGUCGUCACCGUCGUCGUCGUUUUAUCGUGCUAAUAAUAAUAUAUUAACAAAGUGAUACUUAAGUCGAUUAUAAUUCGAACUGUUUAUUUAUUGUUUAUUAACUCGAGUGAAUUCUUUUUUUAUAACGCUGCUUGCUUGUGCAUAAAUCUCGAUUAAUUUCCUUCUCUCUCUUUCUCUCUCUCUCUCUCUCUCUCUCUCUCUCUCUCUCUCUUUUCUUUCUCUCGGAAAAGAAGAUAAAGAAGAGGACAAAGAAGAAAAAGAAGAAGUAGUAAUAGAAGAAGAAGAAGAAGAAGAAGAAGAACACAAGGAAGAAGAAAAAGAAGAAAAUAUGAGUGGUGAUAGAACGUCGAAGACGAUGGUUCUAUUAAUUGUUUCGAUCGUCCUUUCUUCCCUUUGGACGACGUCCGUCAACGGCGCCGGCUUGAAAUGUGAUGCUGUCAGGCCAGAUUUCGAAGCACAGGGCUUUCCAUUGAGCGAUAUACCGAAAGAACCAAUUUCAUCAAAGGAAUUGAAAAUAUGCGGUGGUAUAAGCAGCGGAGGGGAAGUUUGUUGUUCUGCCGACAUGGAACUACGAUUACAAGCAAGGGCACGAGAUAAACACGAAAAAGCAACCAGGGAUACCCUUCAACGACUUCAUCAGCUCUUGUCCACUCGUGGAAAUAGGUUUCACAGUUUCUUCAAGGAGCUUUUGGCGACCAGCAAGAGAGGCUUCCACGAGAUGUUCAAGAAAACCUAUGGGAUUUUGUAUGAACAAAAUGCUUACGUCUUCACGGAUCUCUUUAAAGAACUUGAGAAUUAUUAUGCUAAAGGAACGGUGAAUCUGGACGACACGAUGGACAAUUUCUUCAAUACGCUUUAUCAAAAAAUGUUCACCGUGUUGAACAGUCAAUAUAAGUUCGACGAUAAGUAUUUGGAAUGUGUGGGCGAUCAUAUGAAGGAAAUGAGGCCGUUCGGUGACGUACCUCAAAAACUCAGCGUUCAAAUAAAAAGAUCGUUCGUUUCGACUAGAGCUUUCAGUCAAGCUCUAACAGUCGCUGCUGACGUUCUGAAGAACAUGCAAACGUUGAAAUCAUCAGCAGAAUGUGCUGCGGCGUUGACAAGAAUGACAGCCUGUCUCUCGUGCAGCGGUAUCGCAGGGAAGGUGUUGGCUUGCGGCGACAUGUGUACUAACGUAAUGAAGGGGUGUUUAGCACAGCACGUGGCGCUUGACGGCGAAUGGAAUCAAUUUGUCGAGGCCUUCGACAAAGUAGCCGAUCGUUUACUGGGUCCGUUCAACAUAGAGAUGUUGAUGAAACCAAUAAACUUAAAGAUAUCGGAAGCGAUAAUGAACUUUCAAGAGAGCAGUAGCGACGUCUCGCAAAGGAUAUUCACCGGUUGCGGACGUCCUGUCUUGGGUAGACGAAGACGUAGAGAUAACAGAGAAUUGGAACUUGAAUCGUUGAACUUCGAUCAGGAAACGUCGGCCGAGGAUCGUUCCUCAACCGCUGCGAUAUUGGACAAGCUCGUCAAAGAGAUACGACAGAGGGUGAGAGAUUCUCGACAGUUCUGGGUCUAUCUACCGUAUCAGCUGUGCAAUGAUGGUUUAGUCCAACCACCUAGUAAUACAAAGGAAUGUUGGAAUGGCACCCACGUUGAUAAAUAUAUAUAUCCGGUAUCUUCGGACGGAGAGACGCAACCAUUAAAUCCGGAAGUACGAAGUAGCGGACCAAGGCCUACGAUCGUCAGAGAUCAAAUAUUUGCAUUAACGACGAUAACGAAUAGGCUUAGAUCCGCGUUCAAUGGUCAAGACGUCGAUUGGAUAGAUACAGAGGAAACGUGGUACGGAUCCGGAAGUGGUUCAGGUGAUGGUUCAGGUGGUAUAGACAACGAGAAUCAUUUCGUUGACGAAGGAUCGGGUUAUGGUGGUGAUCAUACGUCUCCAGAACAACCACCGAAACAAGCAACACCUAAUAAAGGUCCAGAAGAAGUACCAACGAAGAUAGAUUCAGAGACCAAGCCAAAUACAAACGAUAAUGUCAAGAAACAUGGUGGCAAUAAUACAACGUCUACGGUUGACGUUAGUGGAGCUAGCAGACAAAAAAUAUCAUUGUCACGAGCAUUGACAACGUAUUUGGUGCCGAUCGUCGUUAUGUGGUUUGGUGGAUGUCUCACCGAGUGGCUGUGAUCAUACGGCAUUAUUAUCGAUCCAGUAGUGUACUACAGUGUAAAUAUCUUCUCUCUCAUGUCUGUGUUCGUGGGAGAACGAUAAACUCUUUUUCAUUCGAUGAACGACGAUUUAACUCCUACCCACAUUCUCCUAAAUCAGAACCUUGCCUAACUACAACAACAACCACCCUUUUAUUCUCCCAACCACCCUUUUCCAAAACCCUCGUGAACGUCGUAAAACUGAUAAUCCUUGAGUGACGAAAAAAUUUCGUCAAUAUUCGUUGAUAAACGAUGAUAAAACGAGUGAAGUUCGAGUUUUUUUUCUUUUAUUUUUUUCAUCCACUAUCACCCCCUUUUUUCUCUUUUUCCUUUUCUUUUUUUUUUAAUUUUAUUUUAUUUUAUUUUAUUUUAUUUUAUUUUAUUACGGUUCUAGAGACACUUAUGAAACGAUACUCUCUUUCUUAUAUAUAUAUAUAGACGUUUAUGUUCGUGAUCGAUCAAUAGAUCUAUAUCUCUUUCAAGAGUCUCCUUUACAAUCUACAUUAUGUGAAUGCUUCGAUCAAAUGUACUAUCAUCCUACUUUGUAUUGUAAAUCGUGUAAAGCUUCGAUCGAACCGAACGAGUAUACGAAUUUAUGUCUCGCGACGGCAUUGAACUCUCCAAAGCAUGAGUUCUACUACAUUACUACUAUACUGCUACUACUAUUACUACUACUAUACUACUACUAUUACUAUUACUACUGCUACUACUACUACUACUACUACUACUACUACUAUUACUUGACCGAUCCAAACUGUUUUUUUUUUCUUUUUUUUUCCUCUUUUUUUGGGAAAGGUUCUUUUUUUUAUCUUCCUUAUCAACUCCCUUCAUCCCACCCUCUCACAACACUCCCACCCUCUUCGAACUUCGUUAACUACUACGGGGUUUUGACCGAUAUAUUUCAUCGAGUUAGAUCGAAAGAGAAUGUGUUAGAAAAUAGAGAGAAAAUAAAGAAGAAACUUUUUCAUAUUACAAGUUACAUAUUACUACUAUUAUUAUUAUUAUUAUUUUAUUUUAUCUCUUUUUUCUUUUUCUUUCUCUUUAUUUUUGUUUACUUUCUUUCUUUUUUCUUUCUUCUUUUUCUUUCUUUCUUUCUUUCUUUCUUUUUAAUGAAAAUCUAAACUCGUCCUCGUUAAGGUAGUUUCCCGUGUGUUCUCUUUUUUUCCUUUUCUUUCCUUCUUUUUCUUCUUCUUCCUUUUUUUUUUUUGGUGUUAUUUUUUUCUUUUUUGUUUCUUCGUUUCUUUCUUUCUUUCUUUCUUUCUUCUCGUAUAGAAAAUUACGUGUUAUCGCGACGUGAAGAAACGUAAUCGAAGUAUCGAAUUAUUAAAGAAACGAAGCUGCGUGCAAAUUCGAACGAUUGUGUCGAGAAGAGAAAAGAGAGAAAAAAGAGGAAGUGAAAGGAAAGAAAAUGAAAGAAAGAAAGAAAGAAAGAAAGCAAGAAAGAAAGAAAUACAAAAUAGAAAUAGAAAUAGAAAGAAAAAGGAAAGGGAAAAGAAAAGGGAAAAAGAAAAAAAAAAUAAAUAUGGCGCAAAGUCCGACGUGCUGCUGAAAAGGCUGAAAAGUUAGCUCCUGUGAUAAAAUCAAAAUUAAUCGAGCUCAAUCAUCUCGGCCAAUGACUUCACGUUUCGUACUUGAACGCGCUAAAUUUCCUUCUUCGCUGUAACGCGCGAAUCGAAAAUAAAAUAAAAUAAAAUAAAAUAAAGUAAAGUAAAGUAAA
Messenger RNA from Vespula vulgaris, 4244 nucleotides. RefSeq names its product glypican-6 (gene dlp). Gene Ontology annotation, biological process: cell migration; regulation of protein localization to membrane; regulation of signal transduction. The transcript has 8 exons. NCBI's taxonomy places the organism in Eukaryota, Metazoa, Arthropoda, Insecta, Hymenoptera, Vespidae. The record is from RefSeq and is a predicted model, not a curated record. The coding region runs from base 672 to 2507 and encodes 611 amino acids. Gene Ontology annotation, cellular component: synapse; extracellular region; cell surface.